ACGCCCACGCCCAAGCACCGCCAUCACCGUCACCAUGGCCGAGAACGACUCCUUCCUCCAUCUUGCGCGCCCGCUCGGCCCUGCCUCCAUGGGCGCCCAGCCGUCGACUGCCCCGCUGAACGUCGCCAUCCAGCCCCAGGCCGUCUUCUCCAUCCUCGACCACUCCCUCCGCCGCCCCGCCGAGCAAGAACGCGUCAUCGGCACCCUCCUCGGCACCCGCAGCGAAGACGGCACCGAAAUCGAGAUCCGCAACUGCUAUGCCGUCCCCCACACCGAAACGGCUGAGCAGGUCGAGGUCGACAUGGACUACCAGAAGCAGAUGCUCGCCCUGCACCUCCGCGCAAACCCCCGUGAGGUCCUCGUUGGCUGGUACGCCACCAGCAGCGACCUCAACACCUUCUCCGCCCUCAUCCAGAACUUCUACAGCCAGCAAGGCGACGGCACAUGGCCACACCCGGCCGUCCAUCUCACCGUCUCCACCGUCCCUGGAAAGGAUAUCGAGUCCAAGACGUACAUCUCCGCGCCCAUUGGUGUGACGGCUGAGCGCGCCGCAGACUCGUGCCUCUUCAUCCCCGUGCCCCACGAGAUCAAGUACGGCGAGGCAGAGAGGUCGGGCCUGGAGCUCAUUUCGUCGGCAAAGGACAAGGAGGACCGGUCACAGGACGUCAUGACCGAUCUCGAUUCCCUGGAGCGCGCCAUCACACACGUCCUGGACAUGCUCGAGCGCGUCUCCAACUACGUUAACAACGUCCUGGACGAGGAGGCCGAGCCGUCGUCUGCGCUGGGACAGUUCCUCAUGAACGCCCUCAGCCUGGCGCCAAAGGUCGAGCCCGCCGACAUUGAGCGCGAUUUCAACGCGCACAUCCAAGAUGUCCUCGUCGUAUCAUACCUCGCAAACACCAUUCGCACACAGAUCGACCUCUCGAAUCGUCUCGCAACUGCGGCACUUACCAUGGGCGGCGGCGACCCGCUCGCUGGCGAUGGCAAGAAGGAUGGUGACAACAGGGGCAAGGGUGGUGACAGGCGAGGUGGCGGCAAGGGAAGGCAGCAGAGGGAACAGGAAGCUUGAAUUGACGGGUAGGCACACUGCAUGGAGUUUGGCGUUUCUUAAAUGACAUGCCACUGGCGAAAAGGCAGUUUCAAAGUGGGGCGACACCAACCACCCGCUUUUGGGGCCAGCAAGAGCUGUGCCUGGGAAAAGCUACAAGUCUAGGUCUCACGAAAGGACAAUGGGGUAGAGAGAAGAGAGCGAAGAUGAUUGAAUGGCCCCCCCUCAACUCGCUGCUCUCCACAUUUAACCGGGGGGCGUAGCAUGAGGGCGCUGUAUAAGUACUACAUUUAUCCCCACAGUAGCAUGGUCGACACUUAUGUCUAGAUGCCAA
This is a messenger RNA of Alternaria alternata, 1382 nucleotides long. RefSeq names its product Mov34-domain-containing protein. NCBI's taxonomy places the organism in Eukaryota, Fungi, Ascomycota, Dothideomycetes, Pleosporales, Pleosporaceae. The transcript has 3 exons. Gene Ontology annotation, biological process: translational initiation. Gene Ontology annotation, cellular component: eukaryotic translation initiation factor 3 complex, eIF3m. Bases 35 to 1069 code for a protein of 344 amino acids. Gene Ontology annotation, molecular function: translation initiation factor binding; metallopeptidase activity; translation initiation factor activity. The record is from RefSeq and is a predicted model, not a curated record.